UGCGAGGAACUAAUUGCGCUAGUGGAAUGCCGUUGCUCGUUUUUUGCUUGUGCUUCUUUUACCACUUGGCUUGUGCCAUUCCACAGAGAGCCAAUGUGAGUAUGCCGAAUUCUUAUGAGGCAGAUGUAGUGCUGGACCAGCAGGAGAUGCCCUCUUUACGUAUUGUAGGCGGUCAAAACGCCGCAGAAGGUCAAUUUCCCUUUCAAGUGUCGCUGCAAGACAACAGAAGUGGCCUGCACAUCUGUGGUGGAUCGAUCAUCUCGGCCAAUUAUGUGGUAACAGCAGCCCACUGUGUGACCAACGAACAAGGCGUUGAAUACCCCGUUACGAAAUUGAUGGUGCGUGCUGGCAUCACGCAGGUUUACAAAGGUGGUGUCAUCGUCGGUAUCGCGCAGAUCAGGCGACAUCCGCAAUACCUCAGCCCAAGCUCCAUAAAUGGUGACAUUGCACUGUUACGUCUUACACGGCCACUCACCUUUAGCGAUCGCAUCAAGGCGAUACCCUUAGCCAGGGCUGAUCCACCUACUGGUGCGGCGGUAAUCAUAUCGGGUUGGGGUCGUACAAGCGCUGAUGGGCCUCCGGCAACACAGUUACAAUACAACACGUUACGCCCUAUAACUAAUGCUGAAUGUCGAAAGUAUUUCAGCGAUGUACCACAAACGGUGCUCUGUUUAGCGCAUACUCCUGGAAAUGGUGCAUGCUAUGGUGACUCCGGCGGUCCGGCUAUCUACAAUGGUAACCUGGUCGGUGUGGCGAACUUUAUUAUUUAUCGAUGUGGUUUAAGUGUGCCCGAUGGUUAUGCAAAGAUCUCAUCGUUCCGCAAUUGGUUGCGACAAAACUCUGAUGUGAAAUGAACCGGAGGAAGCCAAUAGGUUGGGAGUAUAAUGGAAUUUAUUGAAAGAUUUAAUGGUGUAAUAUAUUUAAUUAUGAGCUCACUUGAUAUUGUCAAACCUAUGUGAAAACAAACUGCCAGAGAGAA
Messenger RNA from Anastrepha ludens (Mexican fruit fly), 979 nucleotides. Its product is annotated as trypsin alpha-3-like. The record is from RefSeq and is a predicted model, not a curated record. Gene Ontology annotation, molecular function: serine-type endopeptidase activity. Lineage: Eukaryota; Metazoa; Arthropoda; Insecta; Diptera; Tephritidae. Bases 27 to 854 code for a protein of 275 amino acids. The transcript is spliced from 2 exons. Gene Ontology annotation, biological process: proteolysis.